AUGAAAUUGUCUUUAAAGCUUUUAUUUCCGACUAUCAAUAAUAUUAUCAACACCUGUAUAGAUCAAGUCACGAAAAUAUUCCUCUCAAUGGCUUUGUGUCAUUUUGCUUGGUACAAACUACCAUUAUUCGCCGUUAUACACGCAUUAUUCUGGCUGCCAACCACGUAUCUGAUCGCGAUUUCCAAUGACCAUAUUUCACCAGUCGUACCAUAUGUAAGCGCACUUGGUAUCUAUCCACCGGAAAAAUACAUGUUCAUGGUUCUAAUGUCAAGUUAUGGAAUAAUGGCUACUUUGAGUCAAUGGAUUUGGUGUUGGAAAGCUGGAGUUCAAAUAAGAAAAAUGAGAAGAUCCAUAAUACUUCAUUUUGUACGUGUAGUUGUUGUGGUAUUUAUGACGAUAGCUGGGAUGUGUAUAGUCGGACUUUCUUUUAUUAACACAAAAGAGAACAAUGCUGAACAUUAUCAUUUGACUUUAUUGAAUUUUAUUUGUCAUGUUAUUGCAAUUCCUUGUGGAGCAGUUGUAAUCGCUUGUAUUUCAAACAAAUGGAUAUUAUAUUGUUUUGGAAGACUAUUUGUUGUUAUUCAAAUGGUACUGGCAUCUGCUUCAUUUGUACAUUUCAAUAUGAUUGGACUUAAAGUUUUAAGAGCGAAAGAUUUCUUCUAUAUUAAACCUUAUGAAUCGGGUUAUAUUGAAUUUGUAUGGAGUGCAGUAAGCGAAUGCUUUGGAACUUCGAGAUUUUCAAAAAUCGGUUAUGAAUUUACAAAGAAGUUCGAAUUUAAAUGUGUAGUCGGUUUAAAAGGAAAAGAUCCAAAAUACAUUCUGUAUCAGGAAAUCAAUUGGAUUGUAUCAAGUUGGAAAAUGGUCUGGUUCAAAUUCUAUCCAUCUCAAUUACCCAUAUUCGCAGUGUGUUAUGCAUUGUUCUUGUUACCCAUAUUGUAUCUUGUAGCGAUAUCACAAGAUCAUGCACAACCAUUUGUUCCAUUUUUGAGUUCUCUUGGUAUACACCCACCAGAAAAAUACUUGUUUACGAUUAUUAUGGGUUCAUAUGGAAUAAUGACAACUGUCAGUCAAUGGUUUUGGUCAUCUAUGAUGAGAAAGAAAUUUAAAAAAGGAAUACAUUCGAGAGUCUGCAAAUUUAUUGCACUGCUUUAUACCAUAUCAGGAAUUUGCAUUGUUCUGCUGUCUAUCUUUGAUAUGAAAGAUACCAAUCAAUUACACUAUCGUUUAACUAUGGUCAAUUUUUUUUGCCAAGUAACCGCGGUGCUAUUGGGUUCAGCACUUGUUUUUUGGGUUUAUCGUCCGAUGAAAUGGUUUCUGAUUGCUAGGAUUAUUGUCAUACUUCAGUUAUUUCUCGGAUUGUAUUUCUUUGUUUAUUUCAAUCGCGCUGCACUGUUAGUGUUUGAUGGGGAGAACAUCUACUACAUAAGGGAACAUGAACCGGGUUACACAGAAUUCAAUAAAUGUGCAAUCAGUGAGUGGUUCUGUAUAUUCGGUCUUAUAGAAAUCACUUUGAUAACUGGUUUGGAACUACGGAAACAUGAAGAAAGUGUUACAAAAAGACAAGCAGGUUAUUUGAUAUAG
This is a messenger RNA of Schistosoma margrebowiei, 1581 nucleotides long. Lineage: Eukaryota; Metazoa; Platyhelminthes; Trematoda; Strigeidida; Schistosomatidae. The record is from the annotation of a GenBank genome assembly.